UUCGGUACAUUAAUCGUGGAAAUCGAUCCCGUUAUCAUUCUCACACCAAACUGGGGCUCCAGCAUGUGUCAAGAAAGUAUGGACAAAGGUUUAGGGUUUGACGAAAACGUCGCUUCGUCUGGGUAUUUAUGGAAUAAUCAAGAGAAACCAGAAGGAACAGAUCCAGAUGAGGGGCAGAGCACAGCUAGUAGCCAGCCAAGAACGCCUAGUACCACCUAUGAUAUCUUCGCGCCGUUCCAAAAAGCCAACGCGGAAAAGAUCUGCAUGGAGCCCUUCGAGUACACUAGGUCUCUUCCCGGCAAGAACACCGUUGGUAAGGUUAUCGAGAGCUUGCGGCCUUGGCUGAAAAUCACCGACCAUUCUGCUGCGGUCCUUACGGACGUCAUGACUAUGUUGCAGAAUGCAUCCUUAAUGCUAGAUGAUAUUGAAGACGGCUCUCAACUUCGACGUGGUGCACCCGCGGCGCACGUUAAAUAUGGCCUCAGUCAAACAAUCAACAGCACUACGUAUGUAAUUGCCAAGGUUGUCUCCGAUGUUCAGACCCAUCUGCGCCCAGAGUGCGCCAAAGCCCUGUCUGAGGAGCUCCAAACUCUCACCUUAGGCCAAGCUCUCGAUCUCAACUGGACAUUCCGUAAACAGUGUCCCAGCGUACAAGAAUACCUUGUCAUGAUUGACCACAAGACUGGCGGUUUCUUCCGUCUGAUGCUUCGGAUCAUGCAGAUUGAGGCUAAUGCCACGCCUAAUGAGGAUCUACAUCAUUUGAUGACUCUGCUGGGGAGGUACUACCAAAUCAGGGAUGAUUACCAGAACCUAGCUUCGGACGAGUAUACCGCCAAGAAGGGCUUCUGCGACGACCUUUCCGAGGGAAAGUUUUCGUUUCCUCUUAUCCAUCUGCUCGAGCAUAGCCCCAAUGCCAGUACCCUAUACAAGCGAAUCUUUGACCGCCAACCUGAGGACAAGGUCGAGAUGUCUGAGGAGACAAAGUCGUAUAUCAUUGCACAAAUGAAGGAAAUAGGUAGCUUAGAGUACACGCAGGAGGUUCUGGAUGGCCUCUUUGAUUCUAUAUGGAAGACGGCAGAGAAGGUGGAAGAAGCCAUGGGAGAAAAUAUGGGGCUCAAAGCUCUCUGCGAAAGGUUAAAGCUGUGA
Aspergillus bombycis is the source of this 1146-nucleotide messenger RNA. Its product is annotated as FPP/GGPP synthase family protein. The annotation marks the transcript as partial. Gene Ontology annotation, molecular function: prenyltransferase activity. The transcript is spliced from 5 exons. Gene Ontology annotation, biological process: isoprenoid biosynthetic process. The record is from RefSeq and is a predicted model, not a curated record. Lineage: Eukaryota; Fungi; Ascomycota; Eurotiomycetes; Eurotiales; Aspergillaceae.